Thyridium curvatum is the source of this 1455-nucleotide messenger RNA. RefSeq lists its product as uncharacterized. Gene Ontology annotation, biological process: regulation of RNA metabolic process; regulation of gene expression. The record is from RefSeq and is a predicted model, not a curated record. Gene Ontology annotation, cellular component: nucleus; cytoplasm. The coding region runs from base 1 to 1455 and encodes 484 amino acids. NCBI's taxonomy places the organism in Eukaryota, Fungi, Ascomycota, Sordariomycetes, Thyridiales, Thyridiaceae. The transcript is spliced from 2 exons. Gene Ontology annotation, molecular function: mRNA binding.
AUGUCGACCUCACCACCCCCGGCCCAGUCGACCAAGCGGCCCCUCGAGGAGGCGUCUUCCCCUUCGCGCACUGGCGACCAGCCCGAAGCCAAGCGCCCUGCCCUUGACAACGUCAUACGCAACGACGGCGAAGUGAAGGAAGACAUUGCUGCCAGCAACGGUCUUCCGCCGAUCCCCCCACCUGUGGCCUCCUCGGAGUCUAACGAGACGGGAAAGACGAAUGGAGAGAAGACUGAGGUCAAGGACGAGCAGGGAGACACUGUUGUCCCUGAUGCAGCAGAGACGAAGCCGAUUGCGAGCACUGCGGCCGGUGCCGCAUCUGUGACCGCAGCUUCUUCAGCAAACGCCCACGACGAGACUGCAUGGAUCCAUAUCCGCGCCGUCAUCUCCAGCCCUGAAGCUGCCACGAUCAUUGGCAAGGGCGGUGAGAAUGUGUCCAAGAUUCGGCAAAUGUCCAACGCCAAGUGCACUGUCAGCGACUAUCAGAAGGGUGCAGUUGAGCGUAUUCUUACCGUCAGCGGAGUUGUCGAUGCUGUGGCCAAGGCUUUUGGUCUCAUCAUUCGGACUCUGAACAACGAGCCCCUCAGCGAGACUUCCAAUGCCCAGUCCAAGACAUACCCUCUUCGCCUUCUCAUCCCCCACAUCCUGAUAGGCUCCAUCAUCGGCAAGGGAGGUGCCCGAAUCAAGGAGAUCCAGGAGGCGUCUGGCGCUCGUCUAAAUGCAUCUGACUCCUGCCUGCCCUUGUCCUCGGAGCGCUCCCUCGUGGUCAUGGGUGUGGCUGAUGCCGUGCACAUUGCGACCUACUACGUCGGUAGCACGCUUCUCGAGCAGCUCAACGAGCGGUUUGGAGGCCCUGCUGCUUCGGCCUACGCCACUAGGAGCGGUGGACCUGUCGGCGUGGUUCCAGGCGGCAUGCAGGUCGUACCCUACCUCCCUCAACCUGCCGGGGGCAACUACGGCAACCGCGAGAACUAUGGCCGGCGGCAGCAGGACCCCAGGUCGCACCACAUGGCGCCCCAGCCGUACGGACAGCAGUACGGCCAUCCCCACGCUGCCCACCAGCCGAGCCCCGCCAUGCCCAUGCACUACGGCGCACAGGCAGGCGGUGGUGCGUACGGCGGCCACAUGGCGCCGCACCAGGGACCUCAUGUCGGUGGUCCCCAGGCCCACGGUGGACCGCAGGGCCAGCCCAUGCACGGCGGUGUUGCUGGUGCUCCCCUGACGCAGCAGAUAUUCAUCCCGAACGAUAUGGUCGGCGCGAUCAUCGGCAAGGGAGGACAGAAGAUCAACGAGAUACGCCAGGUGUCUGGAAGUGUCAUUAAGAUCAACGAGCCGCAAGAUAAUAGCAAUGAGCGUCUCGUGACGAUCACGGGCACGGAGGAGUGCAACCGCAUGGCGCUGUACAUGCUUUACUCGAGACUUGGUAUGAGAGACGCUACCCCCCUUACGUGUUGA